Molecule: messenger RNA, 475 nt
Organism: Pterocles gutturalis (yellow-throated sandgrouse)
Lineage: Eukaryota; Metazoa; Chordata; Aves; Pterocliformes; Pteroclidae
Product: nuclear-interacting partner of ALK-like
Exons: 4
Cellular component (GO): nucleus
Molecular function (GO): zinc ion binding
Source: RefSeq, a predicted model, not a curated record
GAAGGACACGACUGACUGGUCAGAAUCAUCUAACGGAUCUUUGCAAAUGGAUGCUCUCUCCUUGGAGUCUGCAAGCAAGGAAGCUUAUUUCAGCAGAGUAGAAACAUUCACCCCGUUGAAGUGGGCAGGCAAACCCCACGAGCUGUCUCCCCUGGUUUGUGCCAAGUACGGCUGGACCAAUGUGGAGUGUGACCUGCUGAAGUGCUCCAGCUGCCAGGCUUUCCUCUGCAUGAGCCUGCAGCUCGCGUUCGACUUCAACAAAUAUAUGGAGCGCUGCGUGGAGCUGAAGAAGGCUUUGUGCACCGCUCACGAGAAAUUCUGCUUCUGGCCGGACAACCCCUGCCCAGAUCGCUUUGCCAUGUUGCUGGUGGAUGAGCCCAGAGCCCUUCUCCAGGAUUUCCUGGAGCGUUUUCAGAGCCUGUGUCAGCUGGAGCUGCAGCUGCCCUCCCUCAGGCCGGAGGAUAUGAAAAACAUG